GAGCAGAAUGGGCUAGCAUCAACAGAGGCAUCCUGGUAUGCAGUGACUGCUGCGCCGUACAUCGUUCUUUGGGGCGUCAUGUGUCCCAGAUAAAGUCUAUUCAUGACAAGGACUGGCACCCUCACACAUGGAGUCUUGUAAGUCAGCUGAGCAAUGGAGGGGCAAAUGGUGUGUGGGAACACACGCUCCUCGACCCCACCGCAGCCAAAACUAAUAAGAAGAAGCCCAGCCCCUCUGAUCCCGUGCAUCCAGUGAAGGCAGACUUCGUGCGCUCAAAGCACCACAGGCUGAUGUACAUGCUGCAGCCUCCUUCUCCCUCCCCACCUCACCCUGCCGCAUCCUGCCUCCCUCCUGUAGGAGGUGACGAGGAUCCUCGGGAAGGCAAGCUGGGACCUGCUGAUGACGAGGAGCAAGAUACUCUCAGCCAGGAACUGCACAGCAGCGUCAGGACGGCCAACCUCGAGACCUCGCUACGUCUCUUAUCCCAGGGCGCCGACCCAAACUAUUUUCAUAAGGACCGCAGUAACUUCCCUCUGCACGUGGCGGCGGCGUCAGGGCAGCCGGAGCAGGUGGAGCUGCUGCUGGUGCAUGGAGCGCUGCCUCGCAGCCUCGACUCUGCCAACAAAACUCCUGCUCAAGUCGCAUUGUGUGCUUAAACUCCUGCUCAAGUCGCACAAGCGGCCGGGCACGUCGACAUAGCAAACCGCCUCAUGGACGCAGAACAGGAGCUGGUGCACCGUCUCGUCUGCUUCAUCGUAAACCGGUCCCAGAACCGCGCCCCGCACUCCGUCCCCUACCGUCGUCCCGGGUCCAUGUUCCCCGCGUCCUACGACGGCAAGACUGACAGCUUCUUCCUGCCUCCCAACAUCAUCGCUCAGUACCAGCCUGCCACUGAGGGCGCGCGACAAGCCCGAGCUAAGCUCAUCACCAUACCAAACGCCAUGCUCGAGGAUCUUGCUACUGACCUUUAUGAUGAGAGGGACCGGUGCGCUGUACCGUUCCUGCCCGUCAACCCGCUCUUCUCGGCCACUCGUAACCAAGCCAGGCAGAAACUCGCCAUAUUGAAACCGGAAGAGCUGUGCACGCUGGUGGUGGACCUUUUGGUUGACUCGCGACGCAGGGCGGCCAUUCUGUCUUCUGGUGGCGCGAGGGCCUCAGCUGCUGUGAGGAACACGGCGCCUGCUGGAGAAAGUCUCGCUCGCUCCGCUGACUCAGACCAGCAACUGGCAACAAAGCACACCGGACAAAACUCUCCGACCAGCAAUGCCGAGCCUCGUACUUCUAAUCUUGCCUUCUCUUCCUCCUAUUCAUCUGUCCCUUCUGCAAUGUCUGAUGUGCAUUGUCAAGCCUCUGAACUGCCUUCUUCAUCAUCUUCAGGGCACUGUUUACCUUCCUCAUCUCCUGACCAGGCUACUUCUUUUGUCUCUUCUCAUCCUGCUCUCUCUACUUCUCUUAAAGAUUUCCCUUCUCAUACUGCACAAUCAUUUUAUGCUCAAAACGAGGCUUCCUCUCCUACUCGGUGUAGGGAUUUCCCAUCCCCUUCAUCUCUACCGACUUUCUUCCUUCGGAGUGGACGUCAGCAAUCAACAAUCUCUGCGGAUGAGACUGACAGCAAUCGUACGUCAGCUGAUCGCUCUUCCCUCAUCACUGCCCAUCAGCCCCCAUUGUUCCCAUCACCCGCUGGCAGCUCCCCUGCAUCCAUCAUCCCCUUCUUCAGCCUCAACCCUAACCUCAAAUCUGAAAAUACUAACAUAACCCAAAACGCCCGCUCUGAAACUCCCAAUAUUGACUCUAAACUCUACCCUAACUCCCGCGUCAAUGUCGCUAAUGUUUAUUCUAUGUUUGGUCAGGAUUCAACUGAGAUGAACCCAAGUACUCAAUUAUAUGUUGGCAAAAAUGAUCCAAAACUUCUACUCGAUAGCACGUGCAGUAACGCUGGGUCGACCAACGUAAAGCAGGAUUUCACUAACAACUUAUCCCGUUUUAUUUCCAUGGAUGAAAAUCUCGAAGAAACAAAGAAAACGCAGAAUGAUGUCCUUACCUGCGAUCAGCUUAUUAGUGAAGCUUCUUCAUUUGUGAACAUGAUGGCUCAAAACGACGCAUUAAAAGCUUCCCAGAAAUGCUCUUAUGGUGAAAAGAAGGCGCAGCGCAGCAUAUCAUUUCAGAGUUCCCACGACUCCCACGGGACGGCAGACAGCAGUGGCAGCGUACGGGACUCUAUGUUCUCUGAAGAUUCCUUGAAACUCGACAGUAACGACAAGAGUAAACUUUUUCUGCCCCUCAGGUCUCUAACAGGCACAAGUCUUGCUCAUCAAGUGUCUGUUUCCCCUGGUAUGGAGUCUAGUAGAAAUGCAGCAUCAUCUAGCUUCUUCUUGCGUCAGACAAGCGAAGUUGAGGGUAUAUACCCUCCUCUCAGUCCUGAAUCAAUGAUGGAUUCAGCCUCGGGAUCAUACACUGCUCUCGGGAGCAUGGGUAGCGGAAUAAACCCUCCUCUAAGCCCUCUUUAUCCAGCUUAUCCAUACCAACCUCAUGGCCGGCGGGUGCCCAGUGGCAUUAAUCCGCCUCUCAGCCCUCAAGCGUCUAACAUUGACACGGCAUCUGAGACGUACGUGCAGUUAGGGAGCGUAAGAAGCGGGAUAAAUCCUCCUCUAAGUCCGCAAACAUCAAACUUCGACGCAACCUCAGAGACUUACGUGCAGCUAGGGAGCCUAUAUAGCGGAAUUAAUCCUCCUCUCAGCCCCGAAGCAUCGACGCGCGAUUCGGCUUCAGAAAGCUACGCUUUGCUCGGCAGCAUGAAUAGUAUUCUGCCCAGCGCCCGCGGGGACUCGGAAGUGUACGCUAAUAUAGGUAGCGUCGCCAGUGGCAUACAUCCAGCCCUCACCCCCGCAGGGUCUUCAGUAGGUUCAAGGGCCACUUUUGAUCAUCAUUCAAGUGUCCUCAUGGCAUUUGGUCGGAACAAUCAGAGCAAUCCGCUCUACCAAUCUUAUGAUACAGUACACGUGUCUUCGAAUGAAGCUAGUGAUGCUGAAGCAGCCGAAACAAAAUCUCUUGAUGAAGGUCGUGUUGCUGACACCGAGGAUAACUCUGAUAUGAACAUGACAGAGGAUGAAAAACUCAAAAGAAAACUCGUCUCGGAAGAGAAAACUACCAUAAAGCAUGACGGUAAAAAGUCAAAUGACGGUAGUAAAAGCGUUCGUCUACGCAUCAGAGAAAGUUUCCAGCGAGUCAAGAACAGCAAUCGGUCCGAUGACGUCAAGAGCUCGAACCGUGCAGACAAAUACUCGAGUGGAUUCAGCAGUGAGAGCGAACUCUCCAGCGGAGGAGACAGCCACUGCACGGCAUCUUCCAGGUCUGAAGUCAUGAAGACGCCAGUAUCAGCCAGGAGCUCGACCGGGCAGUUUGCUGCUCAGUUGUCACGUUCUAUCCGCCUAAAAUUCAUGGGUAAAAGUAAGGAGAACAAGAGGGACGUAGCUUCUUUUACCUUAGAUCACUCUGAGGCUAUAGAGAAGAGUCGGAGUCUACCGCUUAACAAGACGAAUUCUGUAGUUGAAGCUUUGGGUAAACGGGCUAGCGCCGCACCGGACGAUAAGGUAAAAGCGUCUGAGAGCAAAUACAGGUUUGUGCGUACUCUCACCAUGCCUCUGAAGCUCGCGUCCCAACGUCGCCCUAGCCUGCCACGGGGCAUUUCUAGGUCCCAACCCACGACACCAGACAUGGCCCGUAAACAUCGCGUUGUUCAAAGUUACACUCGCCAACGCACAAGCACCAACAUCUUCAUGACUCCUCACAUGCGGAUCAGAGAUCCCCUUAACAUCAGUUCUCCUCAAUCAUCGAGUUCGAUGCGUUCUCUGUUCAGCGGCAAAGAGAAGAACACAAUCAAGCACAUCAGUAAGCCCAUCAUGGUGACUGAUCCUUCAAACUUCCAGCGUCUCACGUCGUCCACUAAGUCGCUCAUGACCCACAGGGACAAGAACUUCGUACGGCCGCUCGUCAAGUCGUGUGGUUCUGACGGCAAACCACCGCGCGCUUGCCGACCUGCUCCACAUCACUCCAGCGAAAACCUGCACCGCGUCAGAAUGUCAAACUCUGGGGACCUCAGCUGCUCUUCUUACGAACCUCCGCCUUUGUCUUCACCUCGGAACAGUGAUGUGUAUGCCUCGGACUGGGAUGAACUGUUCUUGGAGGUGUGCGACAAGUGCCGACAGAACGUCAUCGAUGGCAUCCAGCACCCGUCCAUAUGGGGCUUCAAUGAGUACCUUCCUGCGGGGUACGUGCGAUCUCCUGAGGAAAUCAAGAGCCUUGUGGCCGUUGCAGCUAAGAGGAAGAACCUCAAAGAAGAUUGCAAGCUGCAGUAG
Hyalella azteca is the source of this 4355-nucleotide messenger RNA. RefSeq lists its product as uncharacterized. Gene Ontology annotation, molecular function: GTPase activator activity; protein binding. The record is from RefSeq and is a predicted model, not a curated record. Lineage: Eukaryota; Metazoa; Arthropoda; Malacostraca; Amphipoda; Hyalellidae. Gene Ontology annotation, biological process: brain development; regulation of ARF protein signal transduction.